AGAUUGCUUGAUGUAACCAGUAGCUACCCAUCCCACCUGAUGCUAUAGUGAAUUUAAACCGUUUAAAACCAAACGACUUACUCCAUAAAAUAAGUGGUAAUCAAUCUUUACCAUUUAUUUAAAAUGGAACUUUUUUUUAAAAAAAAAAAACCAAAGGUAUCUUCCGCAUGCAACUAAUUCCCUCUAAGUAACUGAAAUUCAUUUAAGGGGUUGACAUAUUCCAACAAAUGUUUCUCCAUACACACCGAUCGAAAUUCAAGUCUAAGACCAAAUAGUUAAGUGACACAAGCAUCUCCCACUUGUGUCUCACUAUGUUGAUAGAUCAAACGAUUUUAUUUAGUACAACAGCCAGAUAUCCAAACCCGAAUUUGGAUGUCUCCAAUAUAUUUUCUAUCAUUUUUCUUAAUCCAAAGAAUGAUUUUCUCUCAUUUUUAUUCGUAAUUUAAAGAUGAAGAUAAAACGUCAGAGAAAACCAGAGAGAUACAAAUCCUUCCAAACCCUAUAUCAUUGCUCAAUUCUUUAUCUAAAGUUUUGAUAAUAAAGGAAAGGACUUCUUUCAUAAAGUUAAAGGCACACUAAAGAAAAGUUUAUUAUGACAGUGAGUUUCUUUGGUUAGGACGGAUAAUAUAUGCCUGGCCCCUGAUUUUGAGCUAAUGCGUGUUCCAAGUCUUUUUUCUUUGGUCAAACAAACCUGUUCCAAGUCUUCCCGGUCUCUUGUCUUGUCUUCUCUCUCUGAUCAUCUCACCUCACCUCACCUUAGUAAACUAAAAAUCAUAUCCAUCUUUUUUCUUUCUUUGACUCAGUCUUUAUCUUCUUCUCACAAUUCUUGUACUAUAACACUCUCUGAUUCUUAUUCUGCACAACCCUUUUUGUUUCCUAAAUUGGGUUUGCUAAUAACCCAGGUUGUGUUCUUAGGAGGAUUACAGUGCUAUGCUAUGAUAUGGACUUAUAGUUUCUGCUGUGGAUUGCAUUAAAUACUAAUCUGAGUGAAGUAUCUGAAUAACUUGGUCUGGGCUUUUUUAUAUGUGUGUUUGGGAUCUUUGGUGAAGAUGGUUUUGAGUAGUAGAAUUUUCAAUACUCAUGUUAUUGUUAGUUUCUUUCUGCUGAUUAGUUGUAGUAUGACCUAUGGUACUGAUAGUGACAUCUUCUGCUUAAAAAGCAUACACGAAUCGCUAAAAGACCCAAACAAUUAUCUGGAAAAUUGGAAUUUCGACAACAAAACUGAAGGGUUUCUUUGCAAGUUUACUGGUGUUGAAUGUUGGCACCCUGAUGAGAAUAGGGUUUUGAAUCUCAAACUUCCUAAUAUGGGACUCAAGGGCGAGUUUCCUCGAGGAAUUCGUAAUUGCUCGAGUUUAACAGGAUUAGAUUUUUCAUUAAACAGCCUCUCUAAAGCCAUUCCAGAUGAUAUAUCUAAUCUACUCAACUUUGUGGUCACUCUUGAUCUAUCUUCAAAUGAUUUCACCGGAGUGAUACCUUUGUCGCUUGCUAAUUGUACCUAUCUUAAUAGUCUUAAACUUGACCGGAACCAACUUACCGGUCAAAUUCCUCUGGAAUUUGCUUCGCUCACGCGGCUUAAGAUGUUUACUGUUUCAAAUAAUCUUUUGACGGGCCAAGUUCCAAAUUUUGGAAAAAAUGUAGCAAUUACGGAGGCUGAUUAUGCAAAUAAUUCAGCACUCUGCGGACCGCCCUUGAAGGCUUGCACGGCAUCUUCAAAGACUAACACUGCGGUUAUAGCUGGUGCAGCUGUUGGUGGUGUGACUCUUGCAGCAUUAGGAGUGGCUGUUGGAUUGUUCUUCUAUGUGCGCCGUGUUUCACACAGGAAAAAGGAAGAAGAUCCUGAAGGAAACAAGUGGGCACGAAUCCUAAAGGGAACCAAGAAAAUAAAGGUUUCAAUGUUUGAGAAGUCAAUUUCAAAAAUGAACUUGAGUGAUCUCAUGAAGGCUACUAAUAACUUCAGCAAAAGCAAUGUUAUUGGGACUGGAAGAUCAGGAACUGUUUACAAAGCUGUCCUUGACGACGGCACAUCACUCAUGGUUAAGCGAUUACAGGAAUCUCAACACUCGGAGCAAGAAUUUACUGCCGAGAUGGCUACACUAGGAACAGUUAGACAUCGUAACUUGGUUCCUCUUUUAGGUUUUUGCCUCGCCAAAAAGGAGAGACUUUUGGUCUAUAAAAAUAUGCCGAAUGGCACUCUUCAUGAUCAAUUACAUCCUGAUGCUGGCGAGUGUACUAUGGAGUGGUCUAUAAGGCUCAAAAUCGCAAUCGGAGCUGCCAAAGGAUUUGCAUGGCUUCAUCACAACUGCAAUCCUCGUAUUAUCCACCGAAACAUAAGCUCUAAGUGCAUCAUGUUGGACACAGAUUUUGAGCCAAAAAUAUCCGAUUUUGGCCUUGCUAGAUUGAUGAACCCGAUUGAUACACAUUUGAGUACUUUUGUAAAUGGUGAGUUUGGUGAUUUAGGUUAUGUUGCUCCCGAGUAUACAACAACUUUGGUGGCUACUCCUAAGGGAGAUGUUUAUAGCUUUGGAACUGUGCUACUUGAGUUGGUGACAGGUGAAAGACCUACUCAUGUAGCGAAAGCUCCAGAAACAUUUAAAGGAAAUUUGGUAGAAUGGAUCAUGCAGCUCUCAGUCAACUCUAGCCUAAAAGACGCAAUCGAUGAAUCAUUAGUUGGGAAGGGUGUUGAUCAUGAACUUUUUCAGUUUCUCAAGGUUGCAUGCAACUGUGUUACUUCAACUCCAAAGGAGAGGCCUACUAUGUUUGAAGUAUAUCAGUUUCUAAGAGAAAUUGGGAGUAGAUAUAAUUUCAUAACUGAGGAUGAGAUAAUGGUACUUACAGAUGAUGGCAAUGCUGGUAAGUUGGAAGAACUUAUUGUAGCGCGAUAGGGAUAUAAAUGAAAGGUAUUUGAAAUAUAACAGUGUAUGCAAUCAUAUUUUAACUUGUUUGUAUCUAUUUCGCCGCGGAUGUGUCAUAUAUAAAUGUUAUUAUGGUCUAAAUGACGUUGUGUAUCAUCAAUAUUGAAACAUCAUGAAUCAUGGAUGCCCAUUUAUAUAAUAUAGGUGACUGACUUUGUUUAUGAUCCUUAUUUCAAAA
Messenger RNA from Trifolium pratense (red clover), 3090 nucleotides. RefSeq names its product probably inactive leucine-rich repeat receptor-like protein kinase At5g48380. Gene Ontology annotation, biological process: protein phosphorylation. NCBI's taxonomy places the organism in Eukaryota, Viridiplantae, Streptophyta, Magnoliopsida, Fabales, Fabaceae. The record is from RefSeq and is a predicted model, not a curated record. The transcript is spliced from 3 exons. Gene Ontology annotation, molecular function: ATP binding; receptor serine/threonine kinase binding; protein kinase activity. Bases 1050 to 2882 code for a protein of 610 amino acids.